Messenger RNA from Gigantopelta aegis, 2611 nucleotides. RefSeq names its product multiple inositol polyphosphate phosphatase 1-like. The record is from RefSeq and is a predicted model, not a curated record. The transcript has 4 exons. Lineage: Eukaryota; Metazoa; Mollusca; Gastropoda; Neomphalida; Peltospiridae. The coding region runs from base 38 to 1420 and encodes 460 amino acids. Gene Ontology annotation, molecular function: acid phosphatase activity; inositol phosphate phosphatase activity.
CAUAGGAUUGAACGUUAAUGCUAGUCAAAUACUAAACAUGCUUAACCUGUAUGUUUUAUUUGUAAGGGUUUUUAUAGCAUGUUCGAUUGUAGUUCAUUCCCUGAAUGCGUUCAGUAAUUUUGCAACGAAAACGUCAUAUGAUUCGAUUCACAAUCCAGAUGAUCUUGGCGUUGAAGAUGAAUUCAACAGCGUUGACGUUAACAAAUUGACAUGUCAAGCAGCGCACGCAAGUGCGUUGAUAAGACACGGUACACGAUUCCCAGGCCAGAAUGACGUACAUGAAAUAUCCGAGAUUCAUAAAGUGAUGAAAGAUCAUUUAGAUGAAUUAAAAUUUGAAACUCUUACAAAAUGGACCAAUCAUUUUCCAAAUAAUAAUGAAAAGACACUAAUGGACAUGGGGGAGGACGAACAGUUUCACCUUGGGCGGAGAAUGGCUCACAGGCUAAAGUCUCUUUUCGUAGAUGAAAACAUUGAUGAUGAUUUUCGUUUUUCUGUAUCCAGCAAACAGAGAAGCCAGGACAGCGCUCGUGCAUUUUUUGAGGGAUUCACAGAGGUUCUGACAGGCGAAGCUUCUGAUGAUAUUGAUCCUGAACUUAGUGAUGAAACACUGAGAUUUCAUGAAAGAUGUCACAAGUUUAUUAUCACUGUUGACCGUAAUGAGACGGCACUUCAUGAGUACAAAAAAUUUAAACAGAGCAAACUGAUCCAAAACAUUCUGAGCAAAAUUGUUUCAAAGUAUGCUCUUCCACCAGAUGUAUUAUCAGCAGGAAACAUCCGAACAAUGUACAUUAUUUGUGCUUACGAAAUGGCACUGUUCAAGAAGUCUCCCUGGUGCGAUAUGUUUGAUGAAGAAGAUGCUAAAGUCAUAGAAUAUCUUUCUGACCUAAAGCAUUACUACAAAAAUGGGUAUGGCUAUGACAUCAUUCGUGAGCAGAGCUGCCCUCUUGUGGCCGAUAUGUUUGGAAUAAUGGAUGAUGCUAUUUCCGCGCUCGAGGAGCCGCUGGAAGACAGCGAUGAAGACACUGCAGCAUAUACGCUUGGAAAUUUCUACUUUGGACAUGCCGAAACAAUUGGACCAUUAUACGCAGCACUGGGAUUGUUCAAUGACUCCGAACCACUAAGGGCAGAUAACUACGACAAGCACCACAACCGUCUUUUUCGUACAAGUAACAUUAUUCCAUUCUCAGCAAAUCUGAUGUUUGUGCUGUACGAAUGUGAACCACAGAUUUCCGAUACUGAAGACGACACUGCAGAAUACAUGCUCAAACUCUUUGUUAAUGAAAAGGUUCAGAAAAUACCAGGAUGUGAUGGCGACAUCUGUCCAUACGAAUAUGUCAGGAAGAGAUACGAGAAAUAUAUUGAUGACUGUAAUUUUAGAAAAACUUGUGCUGUUGGAUAUAAAGUGAAAGAUGAAUUAUGAAGGGAAUGUAGUCCAUGUUCCAACAAUUAAUGCAAAAUAAUAGGUCUCACAAUGAAAAAGGUUUCGUUUUAGCCUAUUUUCAGAAAUUUGCAGCAUUUCUGUGAAGCAUGAUUGAGAUGUGACUAAUUUAUUCAGAACAAAAAAGUUAGUCAGAUACUAAAUAUUCUGCCAAUCUGUACAAUAAUUGAAGAGUAUUUUUUUAAACCUCUUACAUGCACAGUUAUUUUCUGAAACUGGAUUAAAUGCCUUUAUAUGGUUGAUAUAAACCAGUGGUAUAUGGUUGAUAUAAACCAGUGGUAUAUGCAUGGUGCAUCUCAGAAGUUGGUCCCAAUGCACAAGUUUCUGAGUAAUUGUUGCUAUGUAUGCCAUCGUGGUUGCUAAGGAAGGUACAUUAACAUGUUCAAAACAUAGCUUUUUCAAUCUGUUACAAUCUAUAACCUAUUUAUAGGUCCACUUUGGUGACUUUUUAAAAUUAGUAUGAAACCCACUUGGCUGAUCAGUUUAAGCAACUGUUUUGAUGUUGAUAAUUUUUCUUAAUGUUCCAGAUUAUAUGAGACAAUGGUGACUUAUUAUUAUUAUUAUAAUUAUCAUCAAUUCCUUUGAAAUCCAGGGAGCAAUAUUACAUGCAAAUCGUUGUUUGGUUACACAACUUUAAAAAUAAGCGAACUGCCAAUUGGUUUCAUGAAAGAUUACUUUCUCUAAUUAAAAGUUACAAACAUCGGGAUCAUCGAUCACCAGCAGAACAUUAUUCAGUAAAUAUAUAUAGCAAACAUCAGCCUCUAUUACCAAAACAAAUUUGAAAACAAAAUGUUUUGGAGUUAAAAGUGUUUGACAUAUAAGAAACAUUGUUUUUCUCAAAUUGGCAUAGAUCUCCAUGUGGAUUUAACAUUCAUGUUUUGUAAAAACACUCAUCAGUUAGGCGAAAUUGGCUAAACUCAUGUUAAAUCCAUGUUAGGCUUCUGAUAGGAUCUAGGUUGUGUUUGAAAAAGUUUGAAACGUUUUAACUCUGACUUCUUUACAGAAUUCUUGUACAGAUGAUGCCAUUUAAUUGUAUCAGGCUGUUUCCGAAUUGAUGACUGUCGGAAGAAAACCAAAACAGGUUACCUUUAUAGCAAAUACAUGUGACAAUAAAUUUCUUAAAGGGAAUCUCCUGAGUUUGAGGUUUUCGACAAAUAAAAUAUAUAUACGUUA